This is a messenger RNA of Notodromas monacha, 4170 nucleotides long. Lineage: Eukaryota; Metazoa; Arthropoda; Ostracoda; Podocopida; Cyprididae. The record is from the annotation of a GenBank genome assembly.
GUGCUGGAUUAUUGCGAGCACAUUCACGGAAAAUGGCAUUUCAGUGAGGUCCGCGCUAUUUUCUCGAGGCGUUAUCUGCUGCAAAAUCUCGGUCUUGAGAUUUUCUUGGCUUCGAGAAGUGCGGUGAUGUUCGCGUUCAGUGACGCCGGAACUGUGAAGAGAGUGGUUCGAGCUUUGCCACGAGUUGGUGUGGGAAUCAAGUACGGAAUCCCCCAAACCCGUCGUUCGUCACUGAUGACACCUCGUCAACUCUUCCGCGCUUCCAACAUGACGCAGAAGUGGCAGCGCCGAGAAAUCUCCAACUUUGAAUACCUGAUGUUCCUCAACACAAUUGCUGGGCGAACUUACAAUGACUUGAACCAAUAUCCUGUGUUCCCUUGGAUCCUUACUAACUAUGAAUGUCCUGAGCUGGAUCUCUCGCUGCCGUCCAACUACCGUGACCUGUCAAAGCCCAUCGGAGCCCUGAAUCCAUCGCGAAGGCAAUUUUUUGAGGAGCGGCAUUCAACCUGGGAACAUGAACAAAUUCCGCCUUUCCACUAUGGAACUCAUUUUUCCACCUCGGCAUUUACCCUCAACUGGCUCGUGCGAAUCGAACCAUUCACAACACUUUUCCUAAACCUGCAAGGUGGGAAGUUUGAUCAUGCGAACAGGAUGUUUUCGUCCAUGUCUCUGUCAUGGAAGAAUUGUCAGAGAGACACGUCAGAUGUUAAGGAACUGAUUCCUGAAUUCUUUUAUCUGCCUGAAAUGUUCGUAAAUGCCAACGAUUACAACCUCGGCUGUAGUGAGGAAGAUGCCCGGGACAUCGGAAAUGUGGAUUUACCGCCGUGGGCGAAAACUCCCGAAGAGUUUGUGCGACUGAAUAGAAUGGCGUUGGAGUCAGAAAUAGUCUCUUGUCAAUUGCAUCAAUGGAUCGACUUAAUUUUCGGCUACAAACAGCGAGGUCCGGAAGCUGUAAGAGCCACAAAUGUUUUCUACUACCUGACCUAUGAAGGUAGCGUGGAUUUUGACUCGAUAGGUGAUCCUGUGAUGCGUGAGGCGGUGGAAAACCAAAUCCGGAGCUUUGGGCAGACCCCGAGUCAGCUUUUACUGGAGCCACAUCCUCCUCGUGCAUCGGCGAUGACAAUUAGCCCGCUGAUGUUUGCGGCACCACCAGAUGAUGUAUGCAUGGUGCUGAAGUUCCAAAGCAAUAGUGCCAUUGUGCACCUUUCAGCCAACACAUUCCCACAGCUGCACAUGCCGUCCGUUGUUUCCGUCGCUCAGAAUCUUCACUUUUCUCUGAACAGAUGGAACCACAAUUACUCAGGUAACCAAGGAGGUGGUUUCGGAGACGCCGGAGGAGGCGGAGGAGGUGGGAAUGGAGGAUCCUCGGGGUCCAUAGUAGGAUCAUCAUCUGGUGGAAGUGGUGGUGGAGGAUCAGGAUCCGCUGGCUCAGACAGAGGAAAUACCAGUCAAUCCCAGCUGCUCAACUUGCCACUUAUCCUAGACCCUAUGUUGAACAUGAUUUCCGGUGGAUCUGCUCCUGGCUCCAGACGCCAUUUAGGCGAUAACUUCAGUCAGAGGGUCGGACUUAUUCGCUCAGCGCUGUUUCUCACCACGGUGGACUCGCGGUUCAUCAUAGCUGGCGGAUUUUGGGACAACUCGUUCCGCGUUUUCAGCGCAGACACCGGAAAGAUUGUGCAGAUCGUGUUUGGUCACUGGGGCGUCGUCACGUGUCUAGGACGAUCCGAGUGUAACGUUGUUUCUGACUGCUUCUUGGCUUCGGGCUCGGACGAUUGCACCAUUCGUCUCUGGCUUUGGAACGCCCGAGCUCAGUUGGUCACUUCUGGAGGAGGAACUGGAGACGGGAGUGGAGCAGGAGGAUUAGGGUUGCUUUCUGGUGGUAUGUCGUCGUCGGCGAAUGAUGGAGGUGGCAAUGGAAGUGUCGCCCCUGCUCCCAGAGCAGUGUUGACGGGACAUGAGUCGCCCAUCACGGCGCUGGUCAUUUCGGCCGAGCUUGGACUCGUUCUCUCGGGUUCUGCCGGCGGUCCUGUGUUGAUCCACACCAUCAACGGAGACCUGUUGCGUGCGCUGGUCAAGCCAGAUUCAUUCACAUCCCCGGACCUGAUCACUCUGUCCAAAGAAGGGGUUGUGGUUGUCAAGUAUGACGCAGGCAACCUUGCUGCGUAUACCCUGAAUGGUACAUUGUUGAGGUGGCACAGCCAGCCGGACCACGUGCACUCCGUUGUGCUUAGUAGAGAUGGCGAAUAUUUGCUGACUGGUGGCGAAGCAGGAGUGGCGCAAGUUUGGCGAACUUUCACUUUGGCGCCACUGUACGCGUAUCCUACAUGUGACUCACCUAUUCGGUCGUUGGCUUUGUCGCAUGACCAACGAUUCUUGCUCACUGGACUUAAUGCUGGCUCGAUAGUCCUGUUCAAUAUCGAUUUCAAUCGAUGGCACCACGAGUAUCAGGAUCACUUUUGAAGCUUGAGCGUGACGAACGAUCGAGAGCCACUCAUCACUUCGUGGAAGUGAUUUUUUUUCUUCUGGGGUGUGUCGCGAGAAUUGGAUGCCAAAUGCUGUUGUGAUAAGCGGAGGAUGAACACGUUAGAAAGUCGAGAGAGAUAAUAUUCUUUACGACUUUUGGGUGCCUAGUCGAGACAAAGAAAUUGCGGUGUAUGGUUCUUUCCUCUUCCUUUUUUUUGUUUUGAACUUCAAGACCAGUUGUGGAGAAGACCCUACGUUACUCUCUGGACUGAACGCAUUGCUCACCUCACGAAUUUUGUGCAUCUAUUUGAGUACGAGUUGUAGCUCUGGCAUUGCAGGAAUCGGCUGAGAAAAUAAUUUCGGGUGCUUCAGUCAGACGUUUCAACGGUCAGACUUGCCAACGGUUUGAUCCUUACAAGAAAGGAACUGUUAGCAAGAGAGUAACUGAAAAUGACUGUCGGUGAAGUCUCCUUUAAAUCUCACGAGUUACGACGUUUGAAUUGACUUUGCGGUUUUACACGCCCUUUUACGACGCUCUUCAUAUUUUUGUUAUUCCUGAUGGGUUGUGGGUGAAAUUCUGGUUGUUCUGAAAAUUUAUUUUCCAAGUUGUUCAUCUCUGUUUGAAACUGCUAGAUUACUUGAUGCGUGCGAAAUGUUGCUUUCUUGUUCGGCUGACGGUCCUUGUUAUUCAAUUCAACCUGUAUAACUUCAACCUGUGUGUUUGGGUUGUUGAUUUCAAAUUCCCUCGAGUUAUGGAUAUUACAUUGCGAAAAACGGUCAACAAAUCUUAAACAGUACCAACUCGUAGUUCUUCUUUACCCUAGUUAUGCGGGUUCUCUUGUGGAUUCGUUGCGAUUGAUUUUUGUAGAUCGCCCUGGGAAAUAUUGCGUGUUAUGUAAAAUGAUAUCCCCAGUCUAGUCGUAUUCUCUGGUGGUUUUGGUCAUAUGGAUUAUCAAGACUCAUCCAAAGCGUAUAAAACAGAAUUUCCAAGAUCCAAUUUUUUUGAUCUCAUGAUUGUGCAUCGAGAGAGAACGUUAUGCAGUAUAUAUAUAUAUAUAUAUAUUGUUCCACUGGGUAGGAGCUUUCACGGAUGCGUUUUCCACUAAUUUGCAGUGUACCCAGGAUUUCGCACAGCCACACUGGUUCGCUCAGAUGUUGCCUUGGUGCUGAAUCGGGGAUAAAUUCAAGUUUCCAGUAUGGAAGUGCAACCUGAUACAACGGAGGUAGUGAUGUUCUCGUGGCUGAGGGUGUAGCAAGGCACGGAGAAUUUUAUCUGAAAUUUUAUUAGAUUUCUAGUAGCGGAUUUUUGAUUGAAAAGAGAUAUACGAGACGCGAGCAUUCCAGGAAUCAAGAAGUCAAGUCCAUCCAUUCUGUCAUAGUGUGAAAGUGGGAAAAUGGCCCCUUUUGACAAUCGCUUCAUUUUUUGCGAAAUGGUCAUUUCAGAACGAAAAAAACGGCAUCCGUACGAAAAGCAAGGUCCCAUUUUGCUCACUUUGUCAGUUUUUCGUGGAAGCGCGUGUGGUUUUUUGUGUUUUUUGUUUUGCUUUGAGCAUUCCCAUUUUGCAACGGAGUGACGUUUUUUUCUGCCCUGUUCGCUCCUAUUUCGUGUGUGCGUUUGUUCAACACAGAGCUCCUGCUGGGUAUUCAAGCAAAUUUUAUUGGAUCGGAAGAGAUUGAAACAAUGGUGACGAGAAACCAUCCUGGGGA